AUGGCCUCCCAAGGGGCCUCUACGGACGCACCUGCGUUCCCGCAGGACCCGGCGGAGUUUGACAGCGACCCACGUAUCUCGUGGUCCAGGCUAGAUGAAAAGUUCAUCUUGGAAACGGAGGAUGGACAGGAGUUUGAGUAUGAUUCCGGUCUUAAGCGCUGGGUUUUCAAGGUUGAUGAAGAGCUCCUCAAGCAACAACAAGAGGCGUACAAAGUAGCAGGUGUUGAUGAAGAUGAGAUGGUCAACCCUCGUGAGAUGAAAAAGCGGAAGCUGCCAGCUGGCGAUGCCAAGGGUAAUAAGGCGAAGAAGCCACGAGUGAAUUCUGCAAUUUGGAUCACUGGUCUUCCGCAGGACACCAAGCGGGAUGAAAUUGAAGAAAAGUUCUCUCGUUGGGGUGUGAUCUCGAGGGAAAUUGACAGCGGCGGUCCACGCAUCAAGAUGUACUACGAGGAGGACGGCACCUUCAAGGGUGAAGCCCUAGUGGUCUAUUUCCGACCAGAAUCAGUCAACCUAGCCAUUCAGAUGGUCGAUGAAACCGAUUUUCGCGGAGGCCAGGGAACGAUGAGAGUUCAGGCAGCUGAAUUGUCUUUCAAGAGCCAAACAGAGGCACCCGCAAAGCCCGCCCCUCGUGAUAGACGCAAGGUCUUGGAGCGAACGGAGGAAAUGAACCGCUUGUUGACUGAUUGGGAUGACGAUGACCCGCUUCUUCGAAAUAACCUUAUCGUCCCCCAAGAACGGACUGUGGUCCUGAAGGGCUUGUUUACGUUGGAGGAGCUCAAGGAGGAUGUCGAGGCAAUUCUGGACAUCAAAGAAGAUGUCCGAACUGAGUGUUCCAAAAUCGGCGAGGUUACUAAUGUAGUGCUUUACGACCUGGAGCCAGAGGGAGUGGUGACUGUCAAAUUUGCCCAACCCGAUGAUGCACAGGCAUGUGUUACGCGCAUGGAUGGUCGAUUCUUCGGUGGCACUCAGAUCAAGGCCUACAUCCAAGUUGGACGUGAGAAGUUCAAGAAGACCAAUGAGCGGCGGGCAGCUCUGGAGGACAUGGCGGAGCGGGGUCUUGACGCCGAUAACGAAGAAGAGAACCAGCGACUCCAAGGGUUCGGAGACUGGCUGGAGAGCGAGAAAUAA
This is a messenger RNA of Penicillium subrubescens, 1128 nucleotides long. Its product is annotated as U2 snRNP complex subunit CUS2. Gene Ontology annotation, cellular component: U2 snRNP; U2-type spliceosomal complex. Lineage: Eukaryota; Fungi; Ascomycota; Eurotiomycetes; Eurotiales; Aspergillaceae. Gene Ontology annotation, biological process: mRNA splicing, via spliceosome. Bases 1 to 1128 code for a protein of 375 amino acids. The record is from RefSeq and is a predicted model, not a curated record. Gene Ontology annotation, molecular function: RNA binding. The transcript has 6 exons.